Molecule: messenger RNA, 6180 nt
Organism: Oenanthe melanoleuca
Lineage: Eukaryota; Metazoa; Chordata; Aves; Passeriformes; Muscicapidae
Gene: ADAMTS14
Product: ADAM metallopeptidase with thrombospondin type 1 motif 14
Exons: 22
Coding region: 93-3596 (1167 amino acids)
Biological process (GO): extracellular matrix organization; proteolysis
Cellular component (GO): extracellular matrix
Molecular function (GO): metalloendopeptidase activity
Source: RefSeq, a predicted model, not a curated record
GUCGCCGGGCGCCGCCCGCCCCGCAUCCCGCAUCCCGCAUCCCGCAUCCCGCAUCCCGCAUCCCGCAUCCCGCAUCCCGCCGCCGGCCCCAAAUGGAUUAUCUGCGGCUGGUGCUCUCCUGCCUCGUCCCCCUGCACGGCUGCCUGGCCGCCGGCAGCGCCCCAGAGCUCCUGCUGUCCGGCAAGCUCAGCGAGUAUGGAGUGAUCGUCCCGUUCAGCACCGACUGCCGGGGCCGCUUCCUGUCGCACGUGGUGUCCGGCGAGGCGGCGGCGGGGCUCGGCCAGCCCGCCUGUGCCCCGGACCCGUCCCGCUCCCGCUCCCGCUCCCGCUCCCGCUCCCGCUCCCGCUCCCGCCGCGUCCCCCGCAGCCCCCCGGAUGAGCCCCCCCAGCGCCGCCUGCUCUACUUCAACGUCACGGUUUUUGGGAAGGAGCUGCACCUCCGGCUGAGGCCCAACCACCGGCUGCUGCCGCCGGGAGCCGUGGCGGAGUGGCAGGAGGAUUUCGAGGUGCUUUUCCGGGAGCCGCUCCAGCAGCGCUGCCUUUUCACCGGUGACAUCUCCGGGAUGCCCGGAGCUGCCGUGGCCAUCAGCAACUGCGAUGGGCUGGCUGGCCUGAUUCGGACAGACAGCAGCGAGUUCUUCAUCGAGCCCCUGGAGAGGGGCCAGCAGGACACGGAGGAGCACGGCAGGGCCCACGUGGUCUAUCGGCGCUCGGCCAUCCGGCAGGAUGGUGCUGAGCCACGCCACGACCUCCAUCCCCAAGCACCCGGGGUGCAGGUGGGGGAGCUCCCCAAUUCCCUGGAGCUGAUGGCGGAGCGGCUGCGGGACGCGGAGCGCAAGCGGCGCCACGCCAGGAAGGACGACUACAACAUCGAGGUGCUGCUGGCUGUGGAUGACUCUGUGGUGCGCUUCCAUGGCAAGGAGCACGUCCAGAACUACGUCCUCACCCUCAUGAACAUAGUGGAUGAAAUUUAUCAUGAUGAGUCUCUGGGCGUUCACAUCAACAUCGUGCUGGUCAGGAUGAUCAUGGUGGGAUAUCGUCAGUCGGUGAGCCUGAUCGAGCGCGGCAAUCCAUCGCGCAGCCUGGAGCAGGUGUGCCGCUGGGCGCACUCCCAGCAGCGCCCCGACCCCCAGCACGCCGAGCACCACGACCACGCCGUCUUCCUCACCAGGCAAGAUUUUGGGCCAGCAGGUAUGCAAGGCUACGCUCCGGUGACGGGGAUGUGCCACCCUCUCCGCAGCUGCACCCUCAACCACGAGGACGGCUUCUCCUCCGCCUUCGUCGUGGCCCAUGAGACCGGCCACGUGCUGGGCAUGGAGCACGAUGGCCAAGGGAACCGCUGCGCCGACGAGACCAGCAUGGGGAGCAUCAUGGCGCCGCUGGUGCAGGCCGCCUUCCACCGCUACCACUGGUCCCGCUGCAGCAAGCAGGAGCUCAACCGAUACAUCCACUCCUACGACUGCCUCCUGGAUGACCCCUUUGAGCACCAGUGGCCCACCUUACCUGAGCUGCCGGGAAUCAAUUAUUCCAUGGACGAGCAGUGCCGCUUCGACUUCGGCGUGGGGUACAAGACGUGCACGGCGUUCCGCACCUUCGACCCCUGCAAGCAGCUGUGGUGCAGCCACCCGGACAACCCCUACUUCUGCAAGACCAAGAAGGGGCCGCCCUUGGAUGGCACUGAGUGCUCUCCUGGCAAGUGGUGCUUCAAGGGCCACUGCAUCUGGAAGACGUCAGAGCAGCCUUACAGCCAGGAUGGCAGCUGGAGCUCCUGGUCCAAGUUCGGCUCGUGCUCCAGGACCUGCGGGGGAGGCGUGCGGUCCCGCAGCCGGAGCUGCGACAACCCGCCCCCGGCGUACGGAGGGCGGCAGUGCCCGGGAGCCACCUACGAGUACCAGGUGUGCAAUGCCGAGGAGUGCCCGGGGCCAUACCAGGAUUUCCGUGCCCAGCAGUGCUCCAAGCGCAACUCCUACUACACCCACCAGAACAGCAAGCACUCCUGGCUUCCCUACGAGCAUCAUGACGAUGCUCAGAAGUGUGAGCUGAUCUGCCAGUCUGAGGGCACGGGAGACGUGGUGUUCAUGAACCAGGUUGUCCACGACGGGACGCGCUGCAGCUACCGGGACCCCUACAGCGUCUGCGUCCGCGGCGAGUGCGUGCACGUCGGCUGUGACAAGGAGGUUGGCUCCCUGAAGCAGGAUGACAAGUGUGGGGUCUGUGGUGGGGACAAUUCCCACUGCCGGACGGUGAAGGGCACGCUGGCCAAGACCCCCAAACAGCCAGGUGUUUUGAAGAUGUUUGAGAUCCCAGCUGGAGCAAGGCACCUUCAGAUAGAAGAGAUGGAGCCAGCAUCCCACAGCAUUGCUGUUAAGAAUCAAGCCACGGGGAACUUCAUCCUGAAUGCCAAGGGCAAAGAAGCCAAAAGCCAAGUGUUCAUUGAGAUGGGCUUGGAGUGGGAAUACACUGUGGAACAGGGCAAGGAGAGCCUGAAAACCAGCGGUCCCCUGCAUGAGGCCAUCAGUGUUUUGGUCAUUCCUCAGGAGGAGGAGGUGAGGAGCAGCCUCAUGUACAGGUACAUCAUCCAUGAAGACCUGCUGCCCAUGAUUGGAAAUAACAACGUCCUGCUGGAGGAGAUGGAUUCCUACGAGUGGGCCCUCAAGAGCUGGUCCCAGUGCUCCAAGGCUUGUGGAGGAGGCAUCCAGUACACCAAGUACGGCUGCCGUCGGAAAAGCGACAACCGGAUGGUGCACAGGAACUUCUGUGACAACAGCAAGAAGCCAAAACCAAUCCGGAGGCGCUGCAACCUCCAGGAAUGCUCCCAGCCCAUGUGGGUGGCUGAGGAGUGGGGCGCCUGCAGCCGCUCCUGCGGGAAGCUGGGGGUGCAGGCACGGGCUGUGCAGUGCCUGCAGCGCCUGCAGGACGGCACCAACCGCACCCUGCACACCAAGUACUGCCCCGGGCAGCGCCCCGAGACGCGCCGGCCCUGCGGCCGCCUGCCCUGCCCCGCACAGUGGAGGACAGGAGCCUGGUCCGAGUGCUCGGUGACCUGCGGGGAAGGCGUCCAGCAGCGGCAGGUGGUGUGCAAGGGCAGCGACGGCGGCGCCCGCUGCGAGGGUGACAAGCCAGAGGCCAUCCAGGGAUGCCACAUGGCUCUCUGCCCAGGGAAGCUCUCCGGCAUCACCUCCAGCGCCGACGCUGGUGACCGCGGCACCACCAAAGGGCAGCGGCUGCCCCAGGACGGAGCCAAAAACCCCGUGAGCAAGAUCUCCUCCAGGGAGCCUUGCCUCGGGGACAAGUCCAUCUUCUGCCAGAUGGAGGUCCUGGCUCGCUACUGCUCCAUCCCUGGAUACAACAAGCUCUGCUGUGAAUCCUGUGGGAAGAAAGCCUCCUCCACCACGGGCUCACCCCCUGUCACUGGCAUUCCCCCAGGAACCACCACUCCCAGCCCUGCUCCAGUGCUUUUACCCUACCCCACCACCCCAGCUCAGAGGGAACCAGGUGGGGACCCCACUCCAGCACCUGGGAUAUCCAGCAGUGGUGUUUUCCCAGGGGAGCUGCCAGCCCCAAGGGAGCCAGGAAGGGGCCAGGGGGCCAGGUAACCUGCUUGGGACCACCUCACUCUGAGGCAGGGAAAGCCUUUCUCCCUCUUCCCUCCCUUUCUCCUCACCUUUUUCUUCUCCCCCAACUUCCAGCGAUGGUUUUCAUGGGUAGCCCUGCCAGGUUUGGGAACAACCUGGCUCAGCACCCAAAAAUUCCUGGGAAAACCACUCAUUUCUCAUGAUCCCACUUGCCCUCCCAGCCAGUGCCAUGAACAAAAAGAUGGAAAAGAGCAAAAAAAAGCUGCAGGUAGACAGGCUGCUUCCUCCCAAGGUGCUAAAAUGAUGUGGGAGGGGGGUGGCUUUAAUGCUGCAUUUUCCUUCCCCCUGCUCCAAGCAGCAACACAAGGAGGGUCCUGGCUUGGUGGUUCAGCCCUGGAGCUUGGAAUAGCAAUGGGAGGAUCCUGAGAAUCUGGGCUGGGUGGGGAAACUGGAGGGAGGUGGUGAGGUGAGGAGAGGGGAAAUGUGGGAAAAUCCCAAACUGCUGCUCUGGGCUGUCCCUGUUGGGGUAGGGAGUUUGGGAAGCAUGUCCGGGGGAAGGUGGAAUGUGACAAACAUAGAGCUGCUUUUGUCCUGGAGGCAGGAGAUGGUCCAGGAGAUUCCAAAGUGAGCAAUCAGAACCACAGGUCAAAGACCAAAAAUUGAUGUCAAAAAUGUCUGUCACCUGGGGCUGGCUUUUAUUUUAGCCAGUAGUGCCCUUGGCCAGCCUUGAUGCCCAGCCUCCCCAGGAUCACCAGCCUCAUCCCUGCACCCUUGGACCCAGUGCCUGUGGGGCUGCAACAGCUUCCAGGGGGAACUGGGAGUGACUGGGAAGCCAGGAGUGGAUUUUAGGGGCAGUUAAAAGGAGAGGAGAGAGACAAAGAUCCAUCUGCAUCUCUCAUUGCUUGGGAAGGGGUGGAAAGGGGGUGAUUAAUGCCAUUACAAAUUAUUGUGCCAAGUACUAAAUGUUUGCACAGCACUUUAGGAGCCUUGGGCUGCCCUCUCCUUGCUGGGUGCUGGGCCAGCUCUGGGCACAGGGUUUGCCUUGACAAGUUUCACUCCUCAAAACCCUCCUGACAAAGGUGUCCCUGAGGGGGUUUCCAUGGUUUUGGCACUUAGGGCACCUCUGGGUGCAGUGGCAAGGGAAGGUGGGAAUCUGUGGGGGAGGAAGUUCUGGGAAAGGGGAAGAGGAGUCCCAGGAAGGCAAGGUUUGGUGGAUAGACCAGUUUGGCAUUGCCAAGUGGGAUGCCCUUGGGAGCACAUGCAUGGUGUGGGUGCAUCCACUGGCCCUGAGGGCCCUGCUUCCCCAGUAUCCAAGGAGUAGGAUGUGGCAUCCCUAGGGACAGUGUCUGUAAGCUCUGCAGGUGUCCAGGGCUUGCUGGGGUGAUUUUCCCUGCCUGGCAUGGAUUGUGACAGGGUUGAGGUUCUUGCUGUGACUGAAAUGGAUGGAGACCCCUCUGCAUUCCUGCUGUUUUAAGCAUUGGACUCUGCAUUGCUCCCCUGGAGCUUCCCAACACCUUCCUGCUGCUGAGUCACAGCUGGAUGAGCAUUUUUCCAGCUGCUCUGAAAGCACCUGAGGCUGGAGGUCCCUGGGCUCCUGGGUGCUGCCCUUUUUGCAUCCCAAAACUGGGAAGGAAGCCCCCCAGUCUGUCUGAGCCACACAGCUGGCACACCUUGUGAGAGUGGAGGGUGCCUGUGGAGUGCCCAGAUCCAGGACAUGCAGGUAUUGCCACCCACAGAGUGGGAUUCACCCCUUGGAAUGCUGCCACCACCACCGUGCCCCCUGCCAGCCCCUCCAUGGGAGCACCAGCAUUUAUUUAUUGUGCCAAAGAGAACACUUUGUUUGCUCUCCAAGGAGCAUAACAAAAAGACCUUUUUUUUCCCCUCAAAAACGAGCUGUGACAUCCUUCCCAUGAAAUUCCCAGCUGUGCCCCUCCCUUCCAUGCUGGCCUAGGCUUUGGUGCUUUAUAGCUUAAGGAAUAUUUGCAGUGGUUCCUGCUGCACCUCGGGGCAGAGCUGUGGCUGGGGGCUGACCCAGCUCCUGGCACUCACAGCUGGGAUCCCUGGGGGUGUUUGGGCACUGCAGGUGCUGAUCCUGACCUCAAGCUGAGAUCUAAAGCAGGGUGUGAUAACCCCCCCACCAGCUGUGGGUGCUCUGGGUGGGGAUGCUGCAGGGCUGGCACCCAGCACCGCGUGUUUCAUGGAUCCUGGAAUGGUUUUGGUGGGAAAAGACUAAAGCUGGUCUGGUUCCAGCCCUCCUGCCAUGGGCAGGGACACUUUCCACUAGACCAGGUUGCUUCAAUCCCCAUCCUGGCCUUGAAUACUUCCAGGGAUGGGGAAUUUAUUCCAGCUGAAGGCAGGCUGAGCUUGGCUGGCUUUGUUCUGUCUCCAGGAGAAGAGCUGACUCUGAUCCCCUGCACCCUCCUGAGCUGGUGGAUGCAUGGAGUCAUUCCUGUGCUGUAACCUUGUCCAGUGUUACCAUGAUGUAUAAAGUUUUGUACAUACGAGAUUCAGAGCUUUUUAACUUUUAAUAUUUAUUAAUUCUGUUGGUUUUUUUUUUUUUUUUUUUUGAACUCUAACAUAAUGUAAAAAAAAAAAAUAAAAAUAA